AUGCGACGUUUGUCACGCUUCCCCUUCAUAAAGGGACUCAGGGCUCAGCCGGAGGCGUCCGAUGAUCAUGACGCCAGUGACGAGACUCUGUCCAAGUCCACAACUCUGCCGACAGCAGACAAUGCUAGCGCUACAGUGGGCGAGAAGGACCGCAAAGAGUCGGCAUGGGGCUUGCGGGAGCUGGUGAGCCAGCCUCCAGCGAGGGUCGGCUGCGUGGAUAUCAUUGCUAUUCAUGGCCUAAAUGGACACCGAGAAAAGACUUGGACUGAUGCCGAGACCAAGUUCAACUGGCUGAGUGACGUGAAAGGUCUGCGCCAUGAUAUGCCGUCUGCCCGUAUCAUGACUUUCGGUUACAACUCGAAGACGUAUUUCAGUCGAUCAGAUGCAGAUGUGGUGGACUUUGCAUCAGAGCUCCUGGCGGCAAUCAAAGCCAAGAGAACAACUAUAGAGGAGAAGCAGCGGCCGAUAGUGUUUCUCUGUCAUUCUUUAGGAGGUAUAGUCUUCAAGCAGGUGGGCGUCUUUAUUUUCUUUGUGUUCUACCACUAUAUAUACUUGCUCCAUUCUGACCUUUUGAAGCUUGUUGUUCGAGCCUAUGAACAAGACACUUUCUACUCAAAGAUUUUGGAUAGUAUCCAAGGCGUAGUCUUCUUUGGGACACCUCAUAGAGGCUCCGAUCUAGCAUUCUGGGAUCAUAUUGGCACCCGCCUAGUAAGAGUCGGCACGUUGGGCUACUUGACAAACGAUACACUGUCCAAGGAUCUGAAAAUCAACGCAUACAUGCUGAAGAAUAUCUCCGACUCAUUUGUCUACCGAGGGGCCGGACUCAAGAUCCGGAGUUUCUACGAGACCCUCCGUAUGAAGGGCCUGAACUCCAGGGUUGUUGAGAAAGACUCCGCAACUCUUGGCUGGCCAAAUGAACUAGCCAUCGCGUCGGUAGCUACUCACUCCACGGUUUGCAAAUUUCCAUCUCGUGAGAAUUCGCGAUACCAAACAGCCAUAUCCGCGAUAUAUGAGGUCAUCGAACAGGAUGAAGCCAAUCGAGUUUUGCAAGCCUCUGCACAGGAACAACUUUGCUUGCAAGAAUUGGGCUCGGAUUAUCAAGGACACCUAGGCCAAGUCGAUGACCAUGUGCCUGGUACCUGUGAGUGGGUCCUUUCACAUGGAAUGUGGCGGCAAUGGGAUGCUGCGCCGGAUUCCUGCCUCCUUUGGAUAACAGCGGAUGCCGGGUGCGGGAAAUCAGUGAUUGCCAAGUUCAUCGUAGAACAUCUAUUGACUCAGUCUCGCGAGUCCUUGGCACCACGCAACAUAUGCCAUUUUUUCUUCAAGGAGGGCUUGGAUGACCAGGACAACGCAGCAUCAGCUGUUUCUAACCUGCUCCACCAAAUAUAUUCUGCCCAGUCUUCCCUCAUCAAGCACGCGAUGAAACGAUAUACUACCAUGUCACUGUCCACUUUCAAGGCCUUUCCAACACUUUGGUCCAUUUUCCUCGACACAGUGAACGACCCUGACCUGAAUGCAACAAUCAUGGUAUUGGACGGAUUUGACGAAUGCGAAAAGGGAUCUUUGAAGCAGAUGAGUAAGGCUCUGGCUUCAUACUUUGAUCGUGCCGCUUUACAAGCUAUGAUGGAUAGCAAGCUCAAAGUCAUACUACUUAGUCGGCCUGACAAUACCAUUCAACAAACACUCCAGUUGUGGGGCAGACAAGAAUCUCGAAUCUCACAUGCACCGAUGCAACAACAACAACAACCUUUGUAUAAGCUAAGGCUUAUGGCCGAGGAUGAAAGCCUUGCGAUUGCUCGCGAUAUAACGCGUUUCGCUAAAGACAAAAUUGGUGCUUGGGGGCAAAGCUCCGCCCUGUCGGAAGACGUCCUUCAGCAGUUGGAGAAGACGCUAAUCGGACGCUCUGAUUUCACUUUUCUCUGGAUAUCCAUUGUGAUGAAAUUGGUGGAGGAGGCUUUAGUUGACGGCCUCAACGGUGAGCAACUAGAGUCAAUACUCUGUACCACGGAGCUUGAUGGUUUAUAUGAGCGUCUUCUGGCGGGCCGAACGCUGCCACUCAAAACCAAGAAGGUCUUGCAGAUCAUAGUGGCGGCAGUACGGCCGCUGACCGUGAAUGAGAUGUGUGUUGCUGUCGAAGUUCUUCAAGAUUAUCAUCCCAAGGCAGAAGGGAAAGCGCCAGACCUGGCUCCCUCGACGUUUCGGAGAUCUUCGCCAGAAAAGAGUUCGGGGACUGAGCAAAGGUUCCCGAAGCGGAAAGACGCGAGAGAACCCAAUGACAGAUCCCAGGCCCUUGUGUCUGACUUGGACGAGAUUGGGAGACUUGUACGCAAGCCGUUUGCAAACCACCUGCGUCAGUUGUGCGGACAUUUCGUGCGAAUACGAGGUGGUAAGAUAUAUUUGGUCCACCAAACAGCUAGAGACUUUCUCCUUGACCGCUGGACCACAGAAAGGUCAGCGCAAAGCAAUGGCUCAGCCCACAAAACCUCCGCCCACGAUCCCUCUGCCCGUUAUCAGGAUCGGGAUUCGUCCACGCGGCAAUGGCGGCACUCAAUCAAUUUAUUUGCAGCUAAUCGUUAUCUGCUUCAAAUAUGCGUCGAUUAUCUCAGCCUUUUCCAAUUUGAGUAUCCUCUCAAGGCCGAUCAGUGGGACGAGAAAAAGGUGACUGAGUUUCUCAAAAGAUGUGAAUGGGACACUGCUCGAUCUUUCUUUGGUUACGCAGCCCUUUACUGGGUUGAGCACUACCGAGAAGUGAGACUAGACUUGAAUUACUGUUUCGAUUAUUUGCUCAGCCCAAGCCACAACUUGUUCAAAAUAUGGAUCUUGGUCCAUCGAUCCUGGGUGUCAGAAGAAGAGCGAUCGUACCUCGAGGCAAGCGGCAUUCCCAUUCGGAGGGCACAUGCAGCGAAUUCCGAAGAAGAAAAUAGGAAAUCCGAGGCCAACGGAUUCCGAGAAGCACUGGAAUUUUUCGAAUUUGACACGGCUACAUUCGAAGACCCCGCAGAUGAAGUAUUUUCCCUCCCUUCAGAGAAGAUCGAGAUAAAUGAUGGUGAGGAUGGGCAUGGAAUGGAAGAUGAGUUACCGCAGUACAACCGCAAACAUGUUCCGCAUUUCCAGCAAAGACGGCGCAACAAAGCAGCUCAAUUUAUCCUUGAGUUGUCGAAUCCCAUGUCUCCAGGUCGAAGCAAUCCCAGCGCGGCCGGAUAUAUGGACGAGUUUCUGGAGAUCAAUCCGGAGUUUAGAAGCCGUGACCGACAUCCCCCUUAA
Pestalotiopsis fici W106-1 is the source of this 3264-nucleotide messenger RNA. RefSeq lists its product as uncharacterized. NCBI's taxonomy places the organism in Eukaryota, Fungi, Ascomycota, Sordariomycetes, Amphisphaeriales, Sporocadaceae. The record is from RefSeq and is a predicted model, not a curated record. Bases 1 to 3264 code for a protein of 1087 amino acids. The transcript is spliced from 3 exons.